Vigna radiata var. radiata (mung bean) is the source of this 1164-nucleotide messenger RNA. RefSeq lists its product as uncharacterized. The record is from RefSeq and is a predicted model, not a curated record. Bases 1 to 1164 code for a protein of 387 amino acids. Lineage: Eukaryota; Viridiplantae; Streptophyta; Magnoliopsida; Fabales; Fabaceae. The transcript has 2 exons.
AUGACCACUGUGCAAACUAUCCUUGCUCUUGCUGCAUCCAAAUCUUGGCCAUUACAUCAAAUGGAUGUCAAAAAUGCAUUCCUCCAUGGUGACCUUAAGGAGGACGUUUACAUCACACUUCCUGGUGGUAUGUCGACUCUCUCCCCGAAUACUUAUGAUCCAUCACUCUUCCUUCAACGGACUCCUAAAGGGAUCUUCGUACUUCUUGUUUAUGUGGAUGACAUUGUGGUCACUGGUUCUGAUCAAGAUGCUAUUUCUAGAANCAAACAAAUGUUGAAUUCAACUUUUCACAUGAAAGAGUUAGGCCAUCUCAAUUAUUUCUUGGGUUUAGAGGUCCAUUAUCCUGAAGGUAUUUUUGUAAAUCAGCAUAAAUAUAUUCAAGAUUUGGUCCAGCUAGCGGGACUCACCAAUGCUACCCCUGUUGACACUCCAAUGGAAGUUAAUGUUAAAUAUAGGCGACAUGAAGGAGAGCUUCUUGACGAUCCCACUCAAUAUCGGAAACUAGUUGGUAGUCUCAUAUAUGUGACUAUCACUCGCCUUGAUAUUUCUUAUGUUGUACACACUGUUAGUAAGUUCAUGCAAUCUCCAAGGCACUUCCAUUUUUCAGCAGUACAGCGUAUCAUUAAAUAUCUCCUUGGCACUUCAAGUCGUGGUUUAUUCUUUCCUGGUAAUUCAUCUCUUCAACUCCAAGCUUAUAGUGAUGCUGAUUGGGCUGGUUGUCCAGACACUAGGAGAUCAACUACUGACUGGUGUAUGUUCCUAGGGAAUGCUCCUAUUUCAUGGAAAUGUAAGAAACAAGACUCAGUCUCCAAGUCGUCCAUUGAAGCAGAAUAUCGCGCAAUGUCUACUGCUUGUUCUGAAAUAACAUGGCUACGUGGUCUUCUUACAGAGCUUGGAGUUUCUCAAGCACAACCAACUCCACUAAAUGCUGAUAACACCAGUGCCAUACAGAUUGCAGCAAAUCCAGUCUACCAUGAACGGACGAAACACAUUGAGGUCGACUGUCAUUCUAUCCGAGAAGCAUAUGAUCGUCGGGUCAUCACUCUACCACAUGUCUCCACAGCUGUUCAAAUAGCUGACAUUUUCACUAAAUCAUUGCCAUGCCAGCGUCACAAUUUUCUACUUGGCAAAUUGAUGCUUGUAGAUUCACCAGCAUCAAUUUGA